UCGAAAAAUAUGCCACUGGCAUCUGUUCUGUAACCAGUGAAGAAGUGUGCUGAUUGUUUAGUUUUGGAUUUGUUUGAUGCUGAAAGUGACAUUUUCUCCUGAUUUCGCGCUGCCCGGUAUAUGAAAUCUAAGCUGCGCUAUGUUCUAAACAUCCGAAAACACAAAAAAAGCAUCGGAGCAGAAAAAAUCGAUACCACAAUGAAUCUGUAUUACUACUUGAACUCGCUGCAGCGGGUGUGGAACGCCGGCGAGGGCCAAGCGGUUGCCCGGUUGCUAUCUCUCGCUGACCACCACGUAAACAACCCAACGCUUCAGGUUGAGUAUCCGGAGAAUGCGGUCGACAGACAAAUUGAAUCCCCCCUGGAUGAGGUGGUCGCGUGUCAUAUAAAGGUGUUGUAUUACCUCACGAAGGAGCCACGCAAUUACAGCGAAGCGUACCGCCAGCAGACCAACUGCAUCCAAGCCGUUGUGAAGAUGCUACAAGUGAUGAAGGACGAAAACUGGUUCCUUCCGAUUAUGUACACGGUGGCGAUCGAUUUGCGCCGCCUAGCGGCCAAAUGCGAAGAACAGCUGAAAACCUCGAAGCCGGGUGAGAUCCUGGAGAAGGCGGCGGAGUGUUUGAUGAGUUGCUUUCGGGUUUGUGCGGCCGAUAAUCGGGCUUCCGACGCGGACACCAAACGGUUGGGGAUGCUGAAUCUGGUUAAUCAACUGUUCAAGGUGUACUUCAGGAUUAACAAGCUGAAUUUAUGCAAACCGCUUAUACGGGCGAUCGAGAGUUCGAACUUCAAGGAGUCGUUCAGCUUGGCCCAGAAGGUGACGUAUAAAUACUUCGCCGGUCGGAAAGCGAUGUUCGAUUCGGAUUACAAGAAUGCGGACGAAUAUCUGAGCUUCGCGUUCGAGAAUUGCCCGCGGAGGUUCGCUAAGAACAAGCGGUUGAUUUUGAUCUAUUUGGUUCCGGUGAAGAUGCUGUUGGGGUAUAUGCCCCGGAAGGAGGUCCUGGAACGGUACAAUGUCCUGCAGUUUCACGAUUUGACGCAGGCGCUAAAAGAAGGGAACGUCCAAAUGUUUGACGAGGUUAUCCAAAAGCAUGAGGCAUUCUUCAUCAACGCUGGAAUUUAUCUAAUUGUGGAGAAAUUGAAGAUCCUUGCGUACAGGAAUCUGUUCAAAAAGGUCUAUCUAAUACUGCAAACGCAUCAGAUUGACUUGAAUGCAUUUUUGACGGCCCUGCAGUGGGUUGGUGAGGAGGAGCUGACUAUGGAUGAAACCCAUUGCAUUGUGGCGAAUUUGAUCUACGAGGGACGAAUCAAGGGCUAUAUAAGUCAUCAGCAUAAUAAGCUGGUAGUCUCGAAGCAAAAUCCUUUCCCAAAUGUUCUUGUAACUUAGAUUCAAAUGUAAGAAAAUAAAAGAAAAUUUCACAAUCGUUUGUCAUCACAAUUUGUGCUGACCAAGUGAG
Messenger RNA from Toxorhynchites rutilus septentrionalis, 1453 nucleotides. It is a transcript of the gene PCID2, whose product is annotated as PCI domain-containing protein 2 homolog. Gene Ontology annotation, cellular component: transcription export complex 2. Gene Ontology annotation, molecular function: double-stranded DNA binding; RNA binding. Gene Ontology annotation, biological process: poly(A)+ mRNA export from nucleus; post-transcriptional tethering of RNA polymerase II gene DNA at nuclear periphery; transcription elongation by RNA polymerase II. The record is from RefSeq and is a predicted model, not a curated record. The transcript has 3 exons. Lineage: Eukaryota; Metazoa; Arthropoda; Insecta; Diptera; Culicidae. Bases 121 to 1383 code for a protein of 420 amino acids.